AUGUCUUGCUGUGGAGGAAACUGCGGUUGUGGAUCUGGCUGCAAGUGCGGCAAUGGAUGCGGAGGUUGCAAAAUGUACCCGGACUUGGGAUUUUCCGGCGAGACGACAACAACUGAGACAUUUCUGUUCGGAGUUGCACCGGCGAUGAAGAAUCAGUACGAGGCUUCCGGCGAGAGUAUCAUCGCUGAGAACGAUGCUUGCAAGUGUGGAUCUGACUGCAAGUGUGACCCUUGCACCUGUAAAUGA
Molecule: messenger RNA, 246 nt
Organism: Arabis nemorensis
Lineage: Eukaryota; Viridiplantae; Streptophyta; Magnoliopsida; Brassicales; Brassicaceae
Source: the annotation of a GenBank genome assembly